AUGGCGGCUGAACAGAGGAAGCUGCUCGAGCAGCUCAUGGGCGACACCCUCUUGCUGGGCCCCGGCACACGCGCACCCCAAAUCUCUAUCACCGACCCCAAAGUCUGCCCCUCCUAUCUCGCAGGCACCUGUCCGCACGACCUCUUCACAAAUACGAAACAGGACUUCGGUCUCUGCCCCAAAAUCCACAACGAGGGCCUGAAGACCGAGUACGAGGCUGCCUCCGACGAGCAGAAGCGCCAAUGGGGCUUCGAUUUCGACUACAUGAGGGACAUGCAGAAGUACGUGGAUGAGUGCAAUAGGCGCAUUGAUUCGGCGCAGAGAAGGCUGGAGAAGACGCCGGAUGAGAUUCGGCAGACAAAUGCGCUGCUCAAACAAAUCAACGACCUCUCCAAGACAAUCCAAAACGGCCUCCUCGAAGUCGCUAUCCUAGGUGAAGAGGGCCAAGUCAACACCGCCGUCACCGAGUUCUUCAAGAUCAGGCAGGCGAAGCAAACUAAAGAGGAUCGCGAAAAGGAGCUAAAAGCGCUCUCGGAUACCUCUGGUCCGUCUGGUCACCAGAAACUCCAGGUAUGCGAUGUCUGCGGCGCAUACCUCAGCAGACUCGACAAUGACAGGCGGCUGGCGGAUCAUUUCUACGGAAAGAUGCAUCUAGGGUACGCGCAGAUGCGGAAGACGUACGAGCAACUGCGGAAGGAGCUGAAGGGACGGCAGCCUCCGCAUCGGCCACCUCCAGAAGACGCGGCUCCGCCUAGAGGAGGAGGAGGCUACGAUGAGGGUGGCUUUGGCGAACGGGGUGGGUACGGUGGGAGAGGGUUCCGCGGUGGAGGUGGCUUUGGUGGUCGCGGGGGGUUUAGAGGUAGGGGAAGCUUUGGUGGUGGGCAGCGGUGGUAA
Molecule: messenger RNA, 894 nt
Organism: Mytilinidion resinicola
Lineage: Eukaryota; Fungi; Ascomycota; Dothideomycetes; Mytilinidiales; Mytilinidiaceae
Product: LUC7-domain-containing protein
Exons: 3
Coding region: 1-894 (297 amino acids)
Biological process (GO): mRNA splice site recognition
Cellular component (GO): U1 snRNP; U2-type prespliceosome
Molecular function (GO): mRNA binding
Source: RefSeq, a predicted model, not a curated record